GCCCAACUUCUUCAAUUCAUUUCUGUUGGAAAGGGAAAUGAAAUAGGAGAUUCAAUUUCUCAAUUUCUUCAUCAAAUUACUCAUAAAUCACCCAAAAUCCUGCUAACCAGCAUCAGGGUUUCUGCAAUGUCGCUGAUUCUCAGAAGAAUUGCUGCUCGAUUCGGUACUGUUCCUCACUCAAUCUCUCUCUGCUGUUCAAAUUCCCGCUACGAAUGUAGGAAGCCCUUUUCUUCUAUGCUCAGAAUUGAUUUCAGCUCUAUAAACGACAUCCAAUUUGCCAAUUUCUUGUUCCGUGAAAUGUCUCGGAUCAGACCACAGCCUUCUAUUUCUGUAUACAACAAAUUGUUGACUACCGUUGUUGUCAAUAUGGAGCACCACUCCGUUGCCCUCUCAAUGUUCGACGAAAUGCGUCAAUCAGGUCUCCCUGUGAAUGAGUACACAUUCAGCAUCAUUAUGCAUUGCUAUUGCCUUUUAAAUCGGGUGGAUUUGGGGUUUUCUAUAUUGGGCAGCUUCUUCAAGCUCGGAUACGAACCCGAUGCCGCGAUUUUCACUACUCUCAUCAAGGGGCUUUUUUUAGAUCAUAAGGCUAUUGAGGCAGAGAAGCUCUUCAACAAGCUGUUAGAUGAUAAUAAAAUCUUUGAGCCUUGUCAAGUUACUUUCUUUGUUCAUGGGCUAUGCAAAGCAGGGCACACUGUGACAGCGUGUAAUUAUAUUGAUCUGUUGGCUGAAAAGGGUUGCAUUGUUAGGUAUUAUGCGUAUAAUGCUCUCGUCGAUAGUUUAUGCAGGGGCGGGAUGGUUGAGGAUGCGAUACUGGUACUGCGCAGAAUGAUUGACCGGGGUGUUAUGCCAAGUACUGUCACGUAUACCUCGAUUGUUCAUGCGAUGUGUUGGGUCGGUAGAUGGGAGGAUGUGCGAGUUUUGCUACGUGAAAUGUUUGAUAAGAAGGUUUUUAUUAACGUGAUCACUUUUACUGCAUUGGUGAACAUGCUUUGCAAGAAUGGUAGGGUGGAAGAGGCGGAGGAUCUUGUGGAAAUUAUGGUGCAACAAAAUGUUAGUCCUGAUGUCUACACUUAUAAUGCCUUGAUAGAUGGAUACUGCUCUCACGGGAAAAUGGAUAAGGCGAGGGAGUUAAUUGAUUCUCUCGCGGAAAAGGGCAUUAAGCCUAAUAAUGUGUUUAGCUAUGGUAGUUUGAUCAACGGGUAUUGCAAGAACGGAAACUUAGAUGAAGCUAAGCGUGACUCUCUGGAUGUUCCUGGGAAAGGUCCACAGAAUACAAGUGGUCAUUAUAGCUCUAUGAUAAAGGAGUUGUUGUGUGAAGACAGAUUUUCAGAUGGGUGGAAGCUCUUUAGUGAUAUGGAAGCUCAGGGAGUUCAUCCGGAUAUUUUUACAUGUAGUAUCUUGCUGGCUGGCUUGUGCAAGGCUCAUCGUAUUGAUGAUGCAAUUUCAUUAGUGCGCGCGAUGGAAGAACGGGGAGAUACACCCAAUAUAAUCACGUACGAUAUCCUUAUCUGUGGCUUGUGUAAAGAAGGAAGACAGGACCUUGCAAGAGGUAUUUUUAAUGAACUUCCUUCCAAAGAUAGUCCAGAGACCAUAAGAAUGGCAUGGCUGACUAACAAUGCUAAAGCGUAUAACCAUAAAAUUAAACACUAA
Salvia hispanica is the source of this 1650-nucleotide messenger RNA. The record is from RefSeq and is a predicted model, not a curated record. Lineage: Eukaryota; Viridiplantae; Streptophyta; Magnoliopsida; Lamiales; Lamiaceae.